This is a messenger RNA of Moneuplotes crassus, 1745 nucleotides long. Lineage: Eukaryota; Ciliophora; Spirotrichea; Euplotida; Euplotidae. The record is from the annotation of a GenBank genome assembly.
AUUUUAUUCCAUCUUCCAUAAUGAAUUUCUUAAGGCAAAGGAAGAACACACAUCAGCCAAAGAUACAUGAGGAGUCGAAGAGAAUGGAUAGACUAAUCAGCAUGAUGGUGACAAAAGUUAUAAAAUAAGUUUGCAAUGAAAGAUAGGUCACCCAGAGUCAGAGAGAUGAUUGAAGAGGAAAUCAGGCAUUAUUUCAACCAGGAAUCAAAAUCUGGAUCAAAACUAGCUUACCUUAAUGGCACUCAUUUGACCCAGAUAGAGAUCAAGAUUAAGAGAAAAUUAUUAGCAGAAAAAGGCCUUGGUGCUCAAACCAGUAUGACAAACCAUAAGAAAUUUCAGGAAGUAGCCAAGGUCUUAAAAUCGGUAUCACCAACACCAAAUCAUAGGGCUUCUGUUUUCAGUGGAAGUCCUUUGCAGAAUAAUGAUUAUUCAACCACUGGGCUAAACUUAAUCAGAACUUCUGACCAUCAGACUCAGAGACAAUUAACUAAAUCUGUAGAUUUGAUUAAGAAGAACAGCCAUAAGAGAGUAAACUCCAGAGGAGUGCACAGCUACCUUAAACAAGGAGGUAUCAACACUCUUGCUCAAGGCAUCCCUCGAUUCAAUAACGAAGAGAACAUCAGUAUUUUUAGUGGCCAAGACGAAUGGGAUGAAAUUGAAAAGUUCAAUGCUCUUGCUGAAGAACAUGAAAAGCGCCUCAAAGUUUUGAAUACUCAAAAGAACCAAAAGAAAAUGCAAGAAAGUUUGAAGAAACAGAUUCAAGAGCAGAGAUCAAUCAAGAAAUAAAGAACAAAUUGAGAAUAAAAGACUUGAUAAUAUAACUAUCCAGAGAAUUCAGAAAGAAGAAAAGCAGGAGAAGACCAAGAAAUUCGAACUUUACAAACUAAUGGAGGAUCGGAAACAAAUGGUUGCCAACCAAGUUCAAACUCAUCAAUUGCAUAAAUAAACUCCAUGACCAAGAAAAGCGACGGUAUGAGAAAAAGCUAGUUUCUGACCUUAAGCAGAAGAUAGAGGCUGAAAAGCAGAAGGAAAAGGAAAAGAAGUUAUUCCAGAGGAACCUCUACGCCAAAAUUCGUGAAGAGAACGAAGCUCUGAAGGAAAAGCUUAAUCAAGAGAAGGUCAAGGAGAUGGAGCAGGACAAGAAAUUCAUUGAAGAUUACAACAACAUGAUCGAGGCUCAAGCCCUCAAGCGUAAGCAGGAAAGAGAGGAGAGAAACAAUAAGAUAAAAGCCAGGAUGAGCAUCAUGGGCGGGAAAAUACUCAGAGAUCAAGGCCAAAAGGAUAAAGAACAAGAGCUGGUCCUUCUCAGUGGUAUCAAAAAGAAGGAAGCAAAGGAGAAACUUAAAGAAAAUAAGAAAAUGAUGAUUCUCAAGCGUGACCAGAACGACUUGCGUUACUUCUUAGCGACACAAGUUGAAGAGAAGCAUAAACAAAAGGACCUGGAAAUACAGAAAUAACAAAUGGUUCAUUGAACAAGAGUUAGCUAAAGCUCAGAAAGAGAAGGAAGAAGAUAAGGCUAAAGAAGCAGCACGUAAGAGAAAGGAAAUUGAAAAUAAUAAAUAUGUCAUUGAACAAAUAGCUGCCAAGAGUGACCCUAAAGAGAACCAUUCAAUAGGAAGAUGUGGUGCGAGAGGUAUGAAUGAGGAAGAGUUUUUGUUUAACAAGAAACUGCUCAUGGACAUUAGUAAGAAAAAGCAGGAGUACAAAAAGGCUACCCUUGAGAUGCAUGAGUAACCUAAUUUUGA